UUCACUCUGGGCUUUGUGUGAGCGCGCAGCAUCGGUGGCACUGUGUGUUAGCGCAUGUCGGAGAGAGCAGACCCAGACAAGAGAGACCAAAAGCAUUCUCUCUGCACACAGACAAACCAAGAAUCAUUCUGUCUGCUGUCGAGGAAGACUAGUAGCGGAUAGAAAAAAAGUAACAAAGGAAAUAGACUCAAAGAGAGAGCGAGGAAAAACUGGACUGCCUAAGACGAGAGGAAUAUUCUAUCACUCAUUCACACGUGUGUGUGUGUGUAUAUACAGUCACACACACAGCAGACUUGUAUCGGUGAAGCCAGCAUACUCACUCACACUCUCAGACAGUAAAAAAGGGAGGAAGCUGCCUGGAUCUUGCCAAAGAGGUGUGUGUGUGCAGCGAGAGGAGAAUGGAGGGCUCGGUGUCUGUGGCCCCAGCAUGCAACUCCACAACCACCAACGCGUUGCUAAACAACCACUGCGCCGAUGACAGUAUCUCGGCGGCGAGUGCGUCUGACGUGCAGGAUCGUCUGUCGUCUUUGGAGCUGCGUGUCCAGCAGCAAGAGGAUGAGAUCACCGUGAUGAAGGCGGCGCUGGCCGACGUGCUGCGACGCCUGGCGCUCUCCGAGGACACGGCCACCACCGCCAAGAAACAGACUAGCACCAAAGGCCAGACUCCCCUGCGCGAGGCCUACUCUAUGUCCUGCAUCGCCAACGGCAGCUCCAGCAGCCGCAAGCCCAGCCACAGAGACCGAGACAGCUCCACAGUUUCCGUCACCAGGAAGGAUACCUUCUCCUCAGCUGCCAAGAGCGGUCAGACAGCGGAGAGGAAAAAGGACAAGCCUCAGAUGGAGGGCAUCAAGGAGAAGGAGGAGGGGCCCUCCCAGCCCAACCAGGCUAACGAUAAACCCUCCCCUGCCAGCCCCGUACAGCCCUCUCCGUCCCCCUCCGUCUCCAGCCACCCCUCCUCACCCCACCCCCCUCAGUCCCAAAGGCAGGCCCCGGAGAGCAAGGGCACCUCCCCAGCCAAAAGGGGUCACAGUGCGAAGCGGGGCACGGGAAUGGAGCGUUCACAGAGUAGUACCUGGGAGAGUGGCGAGGAGAGCAGGAACAAACUGGUGAAGGCUGCUUCCACCUCCAAACUGCUGGCCAAGGUGGCGAAGAACGCAGACAAGCAUAAAGACCCAGUGAUCAGCCAAGAGGGAGACUACAUCAAGAUGUUCAUGCGAGGUCGCCCCAUCACCAUGUUCAUCCCCGCGGACGUGGAGAACUARGAGGACGUGCGCACAGAGCUGCCUCCGUGGAAACUCAAACUUGAGUGGGUGUACGGCUACAGGGGGAGAGACUGCAGAGCCAACGUGUACCUGCUCCCUACAGGGGAGAGUGUAUACUUCAUAGCCUCCGUGGUCGUGCUCUUCAACUACGAGGAGAGAACACAGCGCCACUACCUUGGCCACACUGACUGUGUCAAAUGCCUUGCCGUUCACCCCGAUAAGAUCCGCAUUGCCACGGGACAGAUUGCGGGAGUGGACAAGGACGGCCGGCCGCUGCAGCCCCACGUGAGGGUGUGGGACUCGGUGAGCCUGUCCACCCUGCAGGUCAUCGGCCUGGGCACCUUUGAGAGAGGGGUGGGCUCCCUGGCCUUCUCUAAGGCGGACUCCGGUACACACCUGGCGGUGAUUGACGAUUGUAACGACCACAUGUUGACUGUCUGGGACUGGCAGAAGAAAUCCAAAAUAGCUGAAAUCAAGUCUACAAAUGAGGUGGUGCUUGCGGUGGAGUUCCACCCUACUGAUGCCAACACCAUAGUAACCUGCGGCAAGUCACACAUCUUCUUUUGGACCUGGGCUGGCACCUCGCUGGCACGCAAGCAGGGCAUCUUCGGGAAAUACGAGAAGCCCAAGUUUGUUCAGUGUCUGGCCUUCCUCAACAACGGGGACAUCCUGACUGGAGACUCUGGAGGCGUCAUGUUGAUUUGGAGCCGGAGCACAGUGGAGCCGGCCCCAGGGAAAGGCCCCAAAGGUGCGUACCAGAUCAGUCGUCAGAUCAAGGCCCAUGAUGGCAGUGUUUUCACUCUGUGUCAGAUGAGGAAUGGGACCCUGCUGACCGGAGGGGGCAAGGACCACAAGAUCAUCCUGUGGGACCACGGCCUCAACCCAGAGAGGGACAUAGAGGUCCCGGAUCAAUAUGGAACCAUUCGUGCUGUGGCUGAGGGCAAGGGCGAGCAGCUUUUGGUGGGCACUUCGCGUAACUUCGUCCUGAGGGGGACGUUUAAUGACGGCUUCCAGGUGGAAGUCCAGGGUCACACAGACGAGCUGUGGGGGCUGGCCUCUCACCCCUUCAAGGACCUGUUCCUCACCUGUGCCCAGGACAGGCAAGUGUGCCUGUGGAAUUCUGUGGACCACUGCUUGGAAUGGACCAGGCUGCUGGAUGAGCAUGGCCACUGUGCAGACUUCCACCCUAGUGGUGCUGUUGUGGCCAUCGGUACUCACUCAGGAAAGUGGUACGCUCUGGAUGCGGAGACCAGAGACCUGGUGGCCAUUCAUACAGACGGCAAUGAGCAGCUGUCAGUCAUGCGCUUCUCCGUAGAUGGCACCCUGCUGGCAGUGGGAUCACAUGACAACUUCAUUUACCUCUACACCGUGUCGGACAAAGGGCGCAAGUACACAAGAUACGGGAAGUGCAUUGGACAUUCCAGCUACAUCACACAUCUUGACUGGUCCCCCGACAACAAGUUCAUCAUGUCCAACUCAGGAGACUAUGAGAUCCUCUACUGGGACAUUCCAAAUGGCUGCAAGUACAUCCGUAACCGCUCCGAGUGUAAGGACAUUGACUGGGCCACCUACACCUGUGUGCUGGGCUACCAUGUCUUCGGAGUGUGGCCUGAGGGUUCUGAUGGCACAGACAUCAACGCCCUGAUCAGGUCCCACAACAGGAAGGUGAUCGCUCUGGCUGAUGACUUCUGCAAAGUGCACCUCUUCCAGUACCCCUCGCGCCCAGACCCAGCACCGAGCCACAAAUAUAGCGCCCACAGCAGUCACGUGACUAAUGUGACCUUCAUGCACAACGACAGUCACUUGGUGUCCACGGGCGGAAGGAGUACCAGUGUCAUGCAGUGGCGUCUGGUGGAGAAGACCCCCUCAUUGGCCCAGCGACUCUUUCCCUCUCUCUGGGGGAGGGCUCCUGCAUAACUCCAACCCCGCGGCACCAUGCCAGCGGUGCCCUGACUCCGCACCCCACCGAGCCAGCCGUGACCCCAAUCGCAACCCCAACUCCGCCCACAGUCCUCGACCUGACCUCUGACCCCCCAGCGGUGCCCUGCGGUGGUACGGCCAUCGUCACACCGCCCACCGAGCCCACGACCAAUGGACGGCAGGAGAGCUCCCCUGAAACAACUCCCCCCCCCGGGCUGACCCACCCCGCUCAGAUUCUACCCACCCCCCCCACAGCACGCUGAGCCCCAAGGACAGCCUGGACCCCAGCGAUGACACGGCCACUCCUAGCGACGAGGGCCGCCCUUUCACCCCACCCUCGUAAAGAGCGUCACUUGUGAUGCAGCCUAGUGCGCUCUCCUGCUCAGCACUCCCCCCUGGAGGCACCUCGAUGUCACUGCGUCUCUCAGGAGAAGCGCAGCAGGGUUCAAUAUUUGCUGUUCAGGUUUCCUUUGUUUUUCUUUUUCGUUUAUUUUCAUGCUCUUCUUUUUGUUUUGUUUUGAAGUCUGUGUUAAUUGGAUAAGAAUGGAUGGUGUAAGUGAGACAAGCAGUGAUAUUAGUGGCUGAUGUUUUUUUCUUUACGCUGUCGCUCCGCCUUGUGUGAGGAGAGAAUGUCGUGGCUGUUCUGGGUCAUACGGUUAAGUCAAGUCUGCAGAUGAAAGCUCUGAGAGAGUGACACACAAGCACACAGACGCACAAACACUAGCACCAAUACACAAAGACACACAAAAUCACACUCCAACAUCACUCCUUGAUCAGACAAACAGAUGCAGGAUCAUUUACACAGUUCAAAUAUCACGGUAAUGUUGCUAUCAUAGAUACUCGUAUAGUACUUGAUACCAUGUAUUACUUAUGUCUUUAUACACAAGUAUAUUAUGCUACAAGAGCCUAGUGCCUCUUCCCUGAGCCUAGCUAAUGCCAGGCAGGUACCCCUGGCUAAUGCUCACUCCCCAGUCCAGCCCUUUGUCAAUACUCAUCAUAUAGUCUCUAGGCUAUGUUACCAUAGAAACUUAAACCUAAUCCUAGCUCAAUAAUGCAACAACACACCAUAGCGUACUGUGUGACCACACACAACCAGUUUUACACAUGCAGCUAAAGGCACACACACUCCAUCACUCUGGACUUUCAAUCAGGUGUGUGUGUGUGUGUGUGUGUGUGUGUGUGUGCGCGCGCCUGCAGACUGCUUCAGGGCAAUAAGCUGUUCUCUCUGGUAGAGUCCCUGCAGGAAGCUCAUCCAUCCAGCCUCGCUGUAAAGGCAAAAAAGGACUCUGAUGAAUAAUGGUCCAUAGGAUAUCCUGUGGCCAUGGACAUUACGACCACACUGAACCACCAGCGACACACGUACCCAGGUGACUCUCUCGCCUGCUCGCCCUACCUUAACGUGCUACCAUUUUUUUUUUGCGUUUCUUUUCAUUUUCAUUUAGGAUUUCGACCUUUUUAAAAACUCAUUCUGGGGAGUGUUCCUUCUCUGCUCUAUGGACUGAGAUGUUUUUAAGAAAAAAGUUUUUUUUUUUUUUUAAGUCUUAAGUGUGUGCGAGCUGCCGUUUACACGUUGUGUCAUUCCGGAGGAGGGUGUGCCCAGCUUCCCCCCCCCCCCCAUUCUGCAGCAACUCAGGACGGGAUCACGCUCACAGGAAUACACAGCCAACAGAGAGAGAGAGAAAGAGAGAGCGAGAGAGACUCUUCUCUUCUACACAGUCUUAUCUUUAUCCCCUCAGUGGGAAUGCGCUGGUACAUUUCCACAGAGGUGGCAUAGGGGAGAGAGAGAAAGGCUCUUCUGUUUUUCAGCUGGGAAUGGAGGAGAGAGAAUGUUUUUUUUUUUAAAUGCCUGUCUAUGACUAGGGAGAGAGAGUCCAAGGGUUUUCUAUGACAAGGACGACUGAAGAAAGGUGGAAGGGAUAUGUACUAAGGCAUACUGUAUGUGUUGCAAUGCACAGUAAAAGUUUAGCUAGUUAUACAGGAUUGAAUGAUGGAAGUAUUUUUCCAGGUUUGUUAUUAUCAGAAAGAAGAGCGAGGACUGUGUAGAAGGCACGUGGUGUAGAUUCAUAUUUUGUUUUAUAUCCUCUCUGUCAGAGAGAGAGAUUAGCGAGGGACUGUAAGUAAAGUGCAUGUCAYUGACGGUGUGGUACGGUUGGUAGGUGGCAUUGACGGGAUUGUAGGGAAGAGGUAAAGACAUUGGUAAUCCUAGUGAAAGACUGCAUGAGGGCAUGGUUGUAUCAAUGUUAUACGAAUGUUUUCUAACGUUGUCCUCAAAGAUGUAGACUUCCACUUGGUCCACAAAGAACCUCUUUUUAUAAUAUCAUUUUCAGAUUUUUUGUUGUUGUGUUUUUCGCAAAUCAACAGCUUGUGCAACUGGGAAUGCUUUAAUGUAUUGUAGGUCGAUUUGUAGGUCGAUUUAAUGUAGGUAGAUUUUGUCCGUAGUUUGUCCUGUCGUUUUUUUGUCCUGUGGUUCUGUAGUUGUAGUGAACAUGGGAUUGCCUUCCCUGGAUGCUCUGCUUCUUGAGUGCAUAGAACGUGAACACACUUAGUUAACCCCGUACAAUAUCUCAUGACCUCAGAAUACGUCUCCUACAAUGACAGGUGUCAAUGUAUAACUCAUACCCUAGGACAGGGGUGUAUAACUCAUUCCAUGGAGGGCCUAGUGUCUGCUGGUUUCUGUUUUUUCCUUUCAAUUAUGACCUAGGAAACCAGGUAAUCUYACCUUAAUUCACCAAUCAAGUAAAAGGGCGGAGCUAAAACCCAUACACUCGGCUCUCAGUGGAAGGAGUUUGACARGUGCCCUAGGAUAUCUGGAGUCUCUCCAGAACGCUAACACACCUGUUUUCAGGGCGCCAUGUGGUCUUGCUAGAUCUUCCCACCCAAUACUCAUCCAUUUUGUACAUGCAGGUGUGGCUACUUUAUGUAUAUAAUAGUAUGCCUGUGUGUAUGUGUCUGGUUCAUUCAUCUUGAGAUAUACAGGUAACUGCCAAAAUAAAGGAAACGCCAGCAUAAAGUGUCUUAUUAGGGUUUUGGGUCACCACGAGCCAGAACCGCUUCUAUGCACUUUGGCAUAGAUUCUACAAGUGUAUGGAACUCUACUGGAGGGAUGCGA
Molecule: messenger RNA, 6291 nt
Organism: Salvelinus sp. IW2-2015
Lineage: Eukaryota; Metazoa; Chordata; Actinopteri; Salmoniformes; Salmonidae
Source: RefSeq, a predicted model, not a curated record